Molecule: messenger RNA, 264 nt
Organism: Penicillium manginii
Lineage: Eukaryota; Fungi; Ascomycota; Eurotiomycetes; Eurotiales; Aspergillaceae
Exons: 1
Coding region: 1-264 (87 amino acids)
Source: RefSeq, a predicted model, not a curated record
AUGGUCCGGUCGGUUCACAUCGCGGUAUUUUCGAUGCUUCGUCGUGUAGCAGUUCUCUUCGCAUUGCUCUACGAGCCAGGUGGGACAUCCCUCCUGGAAAUUGACCUCCAUCUGUUCGGGGACGAUGGUUGGGUGCACGUCUUCCCAUAUCAACGGCGUGGAUACAAACCAUGCAUCGUCCCGGAUGAUCUCCCUGAUUUCGUGGCGAAACUUUGGAUGGUCUGCUACAGCCCGGAACACUUGGAUGUUCAACGAGUUGGCUGA